CAAGAACACAGACUGCAGAAAAACAACAGAUUAAGAAAAAUAAACAAAUACAGCAAAAGAAAAUGGAUUCGCCCGUGCCUUUCUCCAACAAGUGGUUUAAACUUCGGUUCCAGAAUCGCACCUACCGGGAGACGGUCUAUCAGGAUUUCAAGAGGUCCUUCUUCAGCAACUUGUCUUUGCAGGAGGCCAGCGAUGUGAUGGCUUUACUGUAUGCGGGCAGCGACACACAGAAGACCGUGCUAAUUGUCGCCUACUCGCUCAUCAUUAUCUUCUCGGUGAUCGGAAACCUGAUGGUGUGCCAAAUCGUGGUCGAGAAACGCAUGUAUACCGCUAGCGGUCUCUUCAUCUUCAAUCUGGUUUUAGCAAAUCUAAUGCUAACUCUUCUCAACACGCCGUUUACACUGGCUCGCUUUGUGAGCAGCACUUGGGACUUCGGGAAGGCGAUGUGUCAUAUCAGCAGCUUCACGCAGUACUGCUACCUCCACGUGUCCAUCUUCACCCUCACUGCUAUCAUGAUGGAAAUAUAUCAGAGAAUUAUGCAUCCACUGAAGCUACACGCAACAGCAGCCCAUGGGAUCAUCUGCAUCUCUUUCAUCUGGAUCAUGGCUUCCUGCUUCUCUCUGCCCCACACCAUUUAUCAAAAGCUGAUGCAUUUUGAUCUUGG
Molecule: messenger RNA, 664 nt
Organism: Polyodon spathula (Mississippi paddlefish)
Lineage: Eukaryota; Metazoa; Chordata; Actinopteri; Acipenseriformes; Polyodontidae
Product: probable G-protein coupled receptor 83
Exons: 4
Biological process (GO): neuropeptide signaling pathway
Cellular component (GO): membrane
Molecular function (GO): neuropeptide receptor activity
Source: RefSeq, a predicted model, not a curated record